Molecule: messenger RNA, 1848 nt
Organism: Coniophora puteana RWD-64-598 SS2
Lineage: Eukaryota; Fungi; Basidiomycota; Agaricomycetes; Boletales; Coniophoraceae
Product: xanthine uracil permease
Exons: 12
Coding region: 1-1848 (615 amino acids)
Biological process (GO): transmembrane transport; xanthine transport
Cellular component (GO): membrane; fungal-type vacuole
Molecular function (GO): xanthine transmembrane transporter activity
Source: RefSeq, a predicted model, not a curated record
AUGUCUGCGUCUGGCCCCUCCAAGGAGUCCGACUCGCUCCGCACCUCCCAGCCAAGCCUUACUCCACCUCCGGACUCUUCUCGCUCACUAGUGGCCGAGCUAAAGGCAACGGCUCGACAGGCUCGGCAAAAAGUGAGCACACGGCAUGGCUGGCUCGGGGACUACGAUUACGCCUGGCUUUGUUCGCCCACCCUCCCCUUCUCGUUGCGCAGAGGAAGCAAACCACGACGACGUGCUCCACCGUUCUACGCGCUAGAUUCCGAGCUUCCGCUCGUACUCGCCAUGGCCUGCGGACUGCAGCACGCGCUUGCCAUGCUCGCAGGACUGAUCACUCCUCCCAUCAUUUUUGCUAGUUCGCUUAACCUGGACGCAGAAAUGUCAGCAUACAUGAUCUCGGCAUCGCUUAUUGGCUGUGGAAUCCUGAGUCUGGUUCAGAUUUCACGUACGAGGUUAUGGCGGGGAUACUACUUGGGAACAGGACUUUUGUCAGUUGUGGGGACGAGUUUUGCGACGCUGAGCACGGCAAAUACGAUAAUCAGCUCAAUGUAUGCGAACGGGACCUGUAAAUCAACAACAGGCGCGGAUGGGACUGUAACCCAGGAGCCGUGCCCGGAUGCGUACGGAAUGAUACUUGGCACCUCUCUUAUCUGCUCGUUUUUGGAAAUAGGUCUCUCCUUUGCGCCUCCAAAGGUGCUGAAACGCGUAUUUCCUCCUAUGGUGACAGGUACCGUUAUCGUUAUGAUAGGUGCAUCUCUAGUAGGGUCGUCUGGUAUCCCCGACUGGGGAGGAGGAUCCAACUGCAUGGGCCGUCCGUCCAGCGGACCUUACGAGCUGUGCCCUUCAACAUCCUCUCCACAUGCGCUUCCAUGGGGAUCACCACAGUACAUCGGGCUCGGGUUCCUGUCGUUCAUUAGCAUCAUAAUCAACGAGCUCUUUGGCUCGCCGUUCCUAAAGAACGCGAGCAUUAUCGUUGGUCUUGCUGUUGGAUGUAUCGUCGCAGGUGCGACGGGGUAUAUUGACGGGAGCUCUAUCACGUCGGCGCCAGCGAUCACGUUCCUUUGGUAUGUGGUGUAUCGCUUCAAGAUUAGCGUCUAUCCACCCGCUAUCUUGCCUAUGCUAGCCGUAUAUGUAUCAACCACCAUGGAGGCGAUCGGAGACAUCACCGCCUCCGCUGAGGUAUCACGCGUUGAAGUUGAAGGCGAGGACUUUGACUCGCGCAUACAAGGAGGCGUCCUGAGCGACGGAUUCGGCGGAUUCAUGUCAGCGCUCUUCACCGUCGCGCCUCUGUCCAUUUUCGCGCAGAACAACGGCGUCAUCGCCUUGUCCAGAUGCGCAAACAGAUCUGCCGGCCGAUGGUGCUGCGCAUUCCUCAUCCUCUUCGGCGUGAUCGGAAAGAUAUCCGGCGUCUUCCUUGCAAUUCCGAACCCCGUCCUCGGCGGCGUGACCACGUUCCUCUUCGCCUCCGUCGUCGUAUCGGGCCUGCGUGUGCUCUCGUACGUGCGCUUCACGCGGCGAGACCGGUUCGUGCUCGCUGCUGCGAUGUCGUUCGGUGUCGGGGACCUGCUCGUUCCGAGCAUAUUCACGUAUCUCUUCGAUGGCGUUCAGCCGAACAACAAGGGGCUGCAGGGUUUGUUCGAGAGCAUCACGAUUGUGCUGAGUACGCCUUUUCUCAUCGCGGGUAUCGUGGCCGUGGUUCUUAACUUGCUACUGCCACAAGAGGAGCCUGAUGCCGAUAACGAGACGGACGAGGAGGCCGAGGAAGUCGAGGUCUCCCAGGACUUGGAGAUGCAGAAAGAUGAAGCGGGGGAGAAGAAAGUCGAGCACGAUGUGACAGUGCAGCACGCUUAA